UCAGUCAGUCCUGUGACGCGCUCCUGAACACGCGUACCUAACCUCGCUGCGCUGCCGACAGUGUGAUCAUGGAUAUCGUCUACUCGGCUCACUUGUAAAUAAUUAUAGUGCAGUGUCGUGAGUGACUGGAUAACGCGUGUGCAGUGCUGUGCUAGUGUUGUUAGCCUGAUGGCGUGGCCCAGGUUAAAGUAAUUUUGUGAAUCUUGUUAUCUUACGCCAAGAUUUUUUUACUAGUGUUUAAACCCUCUUCUAUCAUGCAUUGGAUAUCUUCCCUUAUCAUCCUGGCCGUCUUCAACCAAGCCCACUGUUCCGGCGUGUUCGAGCUGCGCCUCAAGUCCUUCGUCAACAAGUUCGGCAAGGACAGUGCGGGACAGUGCUGUAGUGGCGAGAGGACCGAUCCUUGUACAGGCCCUUGUAGGACUAGGUUCAGGAUCUGCCUCAAGCAUUACCAGGUUAAGAUAGAUACCACCUCCCCGUGCACCUUUGGUGAUGUCAUAACCCCAGUGUUAGGCGAGAAUACAGUUCAGUUAAGUGAUUCCAAGAAGGAAGAAUUCAAGAACCCCAUCAGAUUCAAUUUCGACUUCACUUGGCCGGGCACCUUCUCUCUGAUCGUGGAAGCGUGGCAUGACAACGCCAACACCACUGGGGUCGGCAGCAAGACGCUGAUCACGCGGCUGACCACGCAGCAGUGGCUGGACGUAGGGAUGGAAUGGCACGAGGAGGAGGACAAGUCUUCGCACUCCGCUCUGAGCUACGAGUACCGUGUCAUGUGUGACGAACACUACUACGGGCCCGGAUGCGCCAACCUCUGUCGCCCCAGGAACGACCAAUUCGGCCAUUACACGUGCUCGCCCCAGGGUGACCGAGUCUGCUCCGACGGCUGGCAGGGAGACUAUUGCACCAAACCGAGGUGCGCGCCUGGUUGUGAUGAGCAGCACGGUCACUGCAACAAGCCCAACGAGUGUCUGUGUCACAACGGCUGGAAAGGUCCCCUCUGCGACCAGUGCGAGAGGUAUCCUGGGUGUCUUCAUGGUACCUGCCAGAAGCCCUGGGACUGCCUCUGUAACGAGGGCUGGGGAGGACUCUUCUGCAACCAGGACCUCAAUUACUGCACCAAUCACAAACCUUGCCGACACGGUGGAACAUGUUUUAACACCGGGCAAGGCUCCUACACCUGCAACUGUCCUCCUGGCUUCACUGGUACAGACUGUGAGAAGGAGAUUGACGACUGUGCCCACCAGCCUUGUCUCAAUGGAGGGAGUUGUCAGGACACUGGACACGGUUAUACCUGCGAAUGUCCCAAGAACUGGCAUGGAACUCACUGUGAAAACUCGACUCAGACCUGUGAUGACCAGCCUUGUGAGAACGGAGGGAGCUGUGAAGAUACUCCUACAGGCUACCGCUGCCACUGUGUCCCAGGAUACACCGGUAUCGACUGCGACCACCAGAUCGACGAUUGCGCUUCCAACCCUUGCCGCAACGGAGCCACCUGCAUCGACAAGGUCAACGGUUACGAGUGCACUUGCCCCUCCGGCUUCACCGGGACCAACUGUGAGACCAACAUCGAUGAUUGUAACGGCAACCCUUGCUUGAACGGUGGAACUUGCAUCGACCUAGUGAACAAUUAUCGGUGUCAGUGUGUGCCGGGAUUCUUGGGAACACUCUGUGACAAGAAGGUCGACUAUUGCCUCGCAAAACCUUGUGCGAACGGUGGAAUAUGCAUGAACUUAGUGAACGAUUACCGAUGUUCCUGUCGGCCUGGAUUUUCUGGAAAGGAUUGCAGCAUUGAUAUCGAUGAGUGUGCUUCCAAUCCGUGCCUCAACGGUGGAAUGUGCGUCAACCGAGUUAAUGGCUACAGAUGUGACUGUGUGGGUGGAUGGAAAGGAAGAGUUUGUCAAGACGAAGAAAGUGCAAGUAUUGGGAACAUAUCAAAACACAUUUCUCAACCAAUAGACUCUGGAUUGACCACCGAGCAUGUUGUGGUCAUUGCAACUUUAUCAACUGCUGUUCCAGUUCUAGUCAUUGUUGCUGCUGUUGUGGUCGUCUGCAUGAAACAAAGAAGAAAACGAGAGCAGCAAAGAGCAGAUGAUGAAGCCAGGAUGCAGAACGAACAGAAUGCUGUUCACAGCAGUGUCGCAAAGAGAGGUGACACUCACAUGAUCAAGAACACUUGGGGACCUUGUGUGAAAGACGGCGGGGGAGGGCUGCCAAAUGACAAUUUGUGCUUUCCAAAACCAGUUCCCGUGGACAAUACUCCAGUGUACACCCUGCACAGGAGCAGAUCACAUAAACAGUUAAACACAGACGCUUCAGUGCACAGACAGAGCAACAGGGCGUCCUGUAAGGACCUGGAUAACCUGACCAGGUCUACACCUUCAGACAAGAGGAUAUCAGUCCUCUCUGUCGACUCAUCACUUUGCAAUGCAAGUGAUUCAUCGCUACUGAAGCGACCACACGAGAAGGACACCAGUAGUGGGGUCUUAUCACCUUCAAGUAGUGUCUACGUCAUCGACGAACACUUCCCCCACCACCCUGACACAUUGCUAGCGACCGAAGUCUAGCUCUACCGUUCUUAAUAUAGAGACUUUCGACUUUCGUAUUAUUUAUUUAAUUGAGAACUCCUUCAUUGGAACUGUGCUUUAUUACCUCGUUGGUGUUCGCCCUGACUGAUAAGACGUGCUGUGACACGUGUCGUGUGAUAUUGUGUGCAUGUAUGAUUGUAUGUACAUAUAUUUAUAUCAUUGUGAUCAUUACGAAACUAAGUCAAAUAUAAUGGACAAGAAAGAUACAGCGCUCAGUUUUUUGGGCUGACGACUGAUUUUUACUACAUAUUGUUGUGCAUGUCGGGGCGUUUUAAUGUCAUUGAAUAUAUAUGGGGGGGGCUGGGGGGGGGGUUACGAUUUCCCCAUUGUCACGGGUGAAAUCUUAAUUUAUUACAUAAAUUUGUUUUGUUUUGAUAAACGAAGCUAUAUGAUGUUCCUGUUACUAUUAUGCUAAGUCAUGGAAGUUUGGGUCGGGCGCACUUGAUAGUUAAUGAACUGCCAACUGCGACGCCCCAACCUUACUUUUGUUGUCAUUUUGUACUUAAACGUUAUUGACUAGAUUAAAUGUAAAGACUUUAAAUUUUGUAUAAUAUGUACAUUUGUAGUGUAUUAUUGUGUACAUAAUGUUUAUAGCCCUUGUAUUACAAGGUUGUUCCUGAUACUGUUUGAAUUUACCAGUAUUCCUUUUUUGACUUUCAACAUGAACUGUUUGGAAACUCCCAGAUCUUUUUACAAGCAUUAUGUUAACUCAUAAUAAGAAAUUGCUGAUUUCGCACCCUCAUAAUCUGGUAGUCUAUGUAAUUUGUAUCUGUAUCAGCUUUGUGUUGGCAUUUCUGCUGGCAGUAUCAGUAGCAUGUGACGUAAAUUCUUUGUGACAAAUAAGUUAGUCAUUUAAUGUCCCUAAGUCUUUAACACUGAUUGGGUCUCAUAAGAACAGAUUUCAUGCAGUAGUUGAAUUCCCCAUAAAGCCUAAAAGAUGUGAAAAAAGAAAUCUGCACAUCUUAUUAAAUCUAAUCAUUGUUAUGAUUAGAUCUAUGUAGAACAGAUUUCAGUUGUGUGGAUUCCUUUUCACGGAAUUUUAAGUAUGGAAACAUACUUAUUUAGCAUAAUAUAAUGAUAGCAGACUGGAAUUUGUACUUCUUAUUAGAUCUAUUCAUUUUUAUGGCUAGAUCUAACUAGAUUGGAUUUCAGUCUUAUAAAAAAGAAAAAAAGCAUACAAAAUCAAAAACAUUUAAUCUGCAUUUCUUAUUAGACCUAAUCAAUGUGUUUGGCAAGCUUAUGAAACAAUUUUACAGCUUAAAAUGCAUGAUUUGAUCAAUUUUUGUUGAAUAAUAAUGUUACUAAUUUUAUUUUAGUUGAUUCAAAGUAUUGAUAUUUAACACUUCCAUGUAUUGGGCAUUGCCUUUCACCAAAUUUGUUCAGCCAUUACUUGUUUUUGCUUCAUUAAAGAGGGAGUGGGUUGGAAUAAUUUGAGAUUCAUACAAGUUUGUUCAAUCUGAUUUGUUAACUGGUAAUUUGAAAAUUUAGUUGUUAGCUAAUGGAUGUUAACAGUAUUCUUGCAUAAUAUUUCUUGGCCUUUUAUUCAUCUAAAUUGAACAUUUUUGUAUGAUCAUACUAAGCAAAGAUAGGUCUGAUUUUCUCAUAUUGAUGUUCAUGGCCUGAAAGUUCAUUACCAAGUUAUUGAUCUCUUUUCAAAUUACCAGUAUUUAUGGAGAUUUAUUUUAUUAACUUUAUGGAAAUCGAAUAUAUCAUAAGUAAGUCUAAGUUAUUGACAAAUUUUGAAUUCAUAGACAGUUAACUAGAGCAACCAGUAUUUCACCGGUUUCUAUGUUGUUUUUAUUGUUGUUGAAAUUAAAAAGUGAAUAUUUGUUUUGGCAUGACUAUGAUUAAUGAAUUGAUGUCUACUUUUUGAUGAAUAGCAUAAAAUGUAAAAUAAACUAAAAAUGAACACUAGAUAAUAAAUUAUGCAACAAGAUAUUGUUUUAGAAACGGUGAUGAAGUAUUGGUAAUAAUGUUACACAAGGUUAAUUGUUUGUAAUUAAGGUUUGUUUCGAAAUUAUUUAUUGUUAUAAUUUAUUUAACAUUUCUUCUUGACUUUAUUUUUAUGGUUUGUGACAUAAAUUAUACAGUUCUGUCCAAAGCAGUUUAUAUAAUCAUGUAUAAAUGUAUAAAAUACAUUCAGUGAUGUAAAAAUAGGUUUAAUAAAAUUUACAUGAGCAAAUAA
This is a messenger RNA of Homalodisca vitripennis (glassy-winged sharpshooter), 4767 nucleotides long. It is a transcript of the gene Delta, whose product is annotated as neurogenic locus protein delta. The record is from RefSeq and is a predicted model, not a curated record. Gene Ontology annotation, biological process: cell communication; Notch signaling pathway; multicellular organism development. The coding region runs from base 255 to 2561 and encodes 768 amino acids. Gene Ontology annotation, molecular function: calcium ion binding. The transcript is spliced from 8 exons. Gene Ontology annotation, cellular component: membrane. NCBI's taxonomy places the organism in Eukaryota, Metazoa, Arthropoda, Insecta, Hemiptera, Cicadellidae.